GGUGAUAUCGAUCAAGAACUACCAUCCGAAGAUCCGGAUAAUCACACAGAUGCUGCAGUACCACAAUAAGGCCCACCUUCUGAACAUCCCAAGCUGGAACUGGAAGGAGGGAGACGACGCCAUUUGCCUUGCAGAGCUGAAGCUCGGGUUCAUCGCCCAGAGCUGCCUGGCUCAGGGCCUCUCCACCAUGCUGGCCAACCUCUUCUCCAUGAGGUCCUUCAUCAAGAUCGAGGAGGACACGUGGCAGAAGUAUUACCUGGAAGGAGUAGCCAACGAGAUGUACACGGAGUAUCUGUCCAGUGCCUUUGUGGGUUUGUCCUUCCCAGUCAUUUGUGAACUCUGCUACGUGAAGCUCAAGCUGCUGCUGAUCGCUAUAGAGUACAAGUCUGAUCAAAGGGAAAGCAGCACCCUGAUCAACCCUGGAAACCACGUGAAAAUGCAGGAGGGGACCCUGGGCUUCUUCAUCGCCAGCGACGCCAAAGAAGUGAAGAGGGCGCUGUUUUACUGUAAGGCCUGUCACGAUGACAUCACCGAUCCCAAAAGGAUAAAGAAAUGUGGAUGCAAGAAAUCUAAAAAUAGCUAUAAUGGAUAUAUCAAAUCAAUUGAAGAGGACCAACAGUCGGUGCUGUCGCCCAAAAAAAAGCAGCGUAACGGAGGUAUGAGGAACUCUCCAAACUCCUCACCCAAGAUCCUGAGACACGACCCGCUCCUCAUCCCCGGCAACGAGCAGAUUGAGAGCAUGGACGAGAACGUAAAGAAAUACGACUCCACGGGGAUGUUUCACUGGUGCCCGUCCAAAGACAUCGAGAAGGUCAUCUUGACCCGCAGCGAGGCGGCCAUGACGGUUCUGAGCGGUCAUGUGGUCGUGUGCAUAUUUGGCGACGUGAAAUCGGCCUUGAUUGGUCUCCGUAACUUCGUGAUGCCCCUGAGAGCGAGCAACUUCCACUACCACGAGCUGAAGCACAUCGUGUUCGUCGGUUCCCUCGAGUAUCUGAAGCGGGAAUGGGAAACUCUUCAUAACUUCCCAAAAGUCUCCAUUCUGCCAGGCACGCCGUUGAGUCGGGCAGAUCUGAGGGCUGUCAACAUCAACCUCUGCGACAUGUGUGUCAUCCUGUCAGCCAAUCAGAACAAUAUUGACGACGCAUCACUGCAGGACAAAGAAUGCAUCUUGGCGUCGCUCAACAUCAAAUCCAUGCAGUUUGACGACAGCAUUGGGGUCUUGCAGGCUAAUUCUCAAGGCUUCACACCACCAGGGAUGGACAGAUCUUCUCCUGAGAACAGCCCGGUCCAUGGAUUAGUCAGGCAGACUUCUGUCACCACUGGAGCCAACAUUCCCAUCAUAACGGAGCUCGCACCAUUAGCAAAGCCAGGCAAAAAAGUGCCUGUGAUUUCAUUCAGUCAGGAUAAAAGCAGUGGGACCAGCAUACAAAUGAUAACUGAGCUGGUGAAUGACUCAAACGUUCAGUUUCUGGACCAAGACGAUGACGACGACCCGGAUACGGAGCUGUACCUCACUCAGCCCUUCGCCUGUGGGACGGCGUUCGCAGUCAGCGUGCUGGAUUCCUUAAUGAGUGCAACAUACUUCAAUGACAAUAUCCUCACCUUGAUCCGGACGCUGGUAACAGGCGGGGCGACACCGGAGCUGGAGGGGCUGCUGGCGGAGGAGAAUGCAUUACGAGGCGGCUACAGCACGCCACAGACCCUGGCGAACAGGGACAGGUGUCGCGUGGCACAGCUGGCCUUGUACGACGGGCCCUUCGCCGACCUUGGGGACGGUGGUUGCUAUGGAGACCUGUUUUGUAAAGCCCUGAAAACAUACAACAUGCUGUGUUUUGGCAUCUAUCGGUUACGAGACGCACAUCUCAACACACAAAGCCAGUGUACCAAACGGUACGUCAUAACCAAUCCACCGUAUGCAUUCGAGCUGGUGCCCUCGGACCUGAUAUUCUGCCUGAUGCAGUUCGACCACAACGCCGGCCAGUCUCGGACCAGCCUCUCCCACUCCUCCCAUUCGUCCCAUUCGUCGAGCAAAAAGAGCUCCUCCGUCCACUCUAUCCCAACCGCCAACCGCGCCAACCGCACGAAAAGCAGGGACUCGAGAGACAAACAAAAGUAUGUGCCCCUCUAAAGCUCUCUGACUGUCUAUGUCCGUGAACAGUGCCUGCCACCAGUGUUGUCCUGUGUGUCCGGACAGGCUGUAACACGUCUGCUUGUCGAUGUGUGUAUGUUCGUCCUGGAUGUCUACGUGUCACUUGUAUGUCUUAUUUUGCAUUUAGCAACACAGUGCAGUCCGGAGUGGUUUCCCCUCUAACAGGGCACACAGCACAGGUCACAGUGGGAAACCACCAGGAGCCCCACGGACUGAGCUUCACUUCGUUUCUGUCUGUUUUUUUUCCAUUCUUGUACGUUUUGAUGCCAAGAACGACGGUAAUCUUUUACCAAGGUUGUGGAUAAUUCUAUCAUUCUUGAGUGUUGCGAAAUUCCUAUUUUUUUUAAAAGCCAUUUUUGUCAUGAUGUCACGUUUAUUUUUUGAUUAUGAAUGUCGGAUCCAGAAGUCCUGCUCUGCAGUUCAAACGACAUCCUGAGUGAGUCGAGUGCACGUGUAGAUGAAAACGUCUACAGAUAGAUCUGGACCAAUUAAAGGUGGAGUAAGCCAUUCCUCACAAAGUUUUGUUGAUAUCUGAACUCAACAGCCAAACAGAUCCACCUUCAGACGCCUCGGCACCCAAGUUCACUGACAACAACAUCUAGGCUAGUGGACCAGAAGAGAAACAUCUCAGUCCUGUAGGCAUAGAAGAGGAUGAUGGUUUACCAGCUGUCUGUGUUAACCAAGGUCUUCUCCAUCAGGCUCUAACCCAUAAAAGGAGGCGUGUGAUGCAUCAUUUGACUCUUCCUCGACACAACAUGGACCGAUCGGGUGCCGCCCACAUCAAUCAAGAGGAAUGAGUCGUUAUAAUGGAGAGCUAUGUGGAAUAUUAGAAAGUUAUUACAGCAAAUAGUUCUGUUACUGCAGAUAAGGCAGGAGACAAAUGCAGGAAACGAGCCUUGCUGGCAAAGUAGGACCAAGCAUAUAAACAUAUUUAUGCAUUUUCUGCAUCAUCGACUGAAUGCAUGGAGGAUCUGACGGCGACGCGACAGCUACGGUGCAGCUCAGUAGGUCUGCACAUACAACACUUCCACUGACGAUCUGUAUUGCUAACCCUAAGCCAGUUGGCUCGCCUUCGAAACCCUAACCGUCGUCUCCUCUGUAGCAGGUUAGCUGUGUAGCAUUAGUUACCAUAGUGAUCCAGCCAGGUUAAUGGAAAUCUGAAAUCUCCGGCUUAAGACCUAACAGACCUUCUCACUUCAGAGUAUAACACCUCUCCUGUCCACUUGGGAUUCACAGGGUUGUUCUGUGAGCAUAUUCUAUGUCUGUGCACAAGCAUGAGCGCCUCCUGUUGCUGGUUGGCUGGAAUAGCAUCGUGUCUCUUUUCUUCUCCCAGAUGUUUUUUUAUUGCACACACUGAAUGGAUCCCUGGCAGAUCGUUAGAGGUUUGAUUAGAAUGGCUUACUCUACCUUUAACUGCUGACCCUGGUUUAGUCCAAGUUUCACUGAGUAUAUUUUAAAUAAUGAUUCAUUUCAAUUUUGAUCCUAGAAUUUUUUUUCUCCAUCAUUGUCACUCAAACAGUCGUGUUUGUUUCACUACAGUGUCCUUACCUGUACACACAGGCUCCUUACAGUGUGAGACGGGUCAGACAUGUGGAGGAUCGGCCUGGGAAGCAAACACAGUGUUGGUUUAGAUGUGUGAUAUUGGCUAACACAUUAUACAACACAGCAAAGUAGGACCCCACAGAGAAAGAACUUGACUUGUGUUAAUAGCGCCCCCUCUGUCGUGAAGCUCGCCGGUCUCUUUACGUCACAGCAUUCCAGUUCUGCUCUGCUGAAACUUGCAUUUGUCUCAUUUUACAUGAAACCUUAUUGAACCUGAACUGCACUUUGAAAUGACGUGUUUAAAGGUUCACACUGUGUCAUGUUCAUAAAAAGAUUGCACAUCGUGUCCUCUUAAUGCCUUUUGAUGUCCAUUAGAUGGUAUACUUUAUUUACAUGUUAUUUGACACCAUCGAGUAUUAAUUAUGUCAGAAUAUUUUGCAAGUAGGACCUGUUGCAGUCAUUAAUAAACUUUGCACCCAAAUUAUAA
Stegastes partitus (bicolor damselfish) is the source of this 4178-nucleotide messenger RNA. RefSeq names its product calcium-activated potassium channel subunit alpha-1-like. Gene Ontology annotation, cellular component: postsynaptic membrane. The annotation marks the transcript as partial. NCBI's taxonomy places the organism in Eukaryota, Metazoa, Chordata, Actinopteri, Pomacentridae. The record is from RefSeq and is a predicted model, not a curated record. The transcript has 17 exons. Gene Ontology annotation, biological process: potassium ion transmembrane transport. Gene Ontology annotation, molecular function: large conductance calcium-activated potassium channel activity.